AUGAAGACUUCCGUUUCGGCGCUGCCAGCAGCCCAGGGGGCCCCCUGGUCGGCCCGGGGAGAACGAGCGCUCUUCGGGGGCCUCAGUAUUUGCUUCCUGGGAUUCGACGCGGAGAGUCUGCAGACAGCAGCAGCAGCAGCAGCAGCUGCUGCUGCUGCAGCUGCUGCAGCGCAGUGUGACGGGGAGGAAGACGGCGCAGCCGCCCCCGCAGGAGCCUCUGCAGAUGCUGCUGCAGCAGACGCUCUCCUCCAAGUGAUGCAAACAGCAGCAACGGCGGCGGGGGCUCGAGUGCUGGAAGCAACGAGGGAGGGGAUUGCAGCGGCGGGGUUUCUGGUGUGCAACUUUGCUGCUGCAUUUGCCCAGCUCAGCAGGCUGGCUCCCGGGGCGCCGGGGAGGCUUGCAUGCGCAGCACUGCAGCAGCAGCAGCAGCAGCUUUUGGAGGCGCUGCAGCUGGAGCCUUUGCGGCUGCUGAGCCCAUUUUGGCUUUUUGCCUGUCUCCGGGAUGGGCGUCUGUACACCCCAGAAGCCCACGCGCUAUUCCGCGCCUCAGCAGCUCUCACGCCGUCCCACCCUCCCCUGCUGCUGCAGCCGCAGCAGCAGCAGCAGCAGCCGCAGCAGUCGCAGCAGCAGCAGCAGCAGCAGCCGGUGCGCGGGCAGCGCGUGCUGCUGCUGGGGUGCACGCGGAAGCUGCGGCGGGUGCGGCGAGCCCGCGGCCUCACCUACAGCGUCUUGGCUUCAGAUUCUGAAGACAGCAGCAGCAGCUGCGGUGCAGCAGCAGUAGCAGCAGAAAGCGAGGGGGGGCUGGGGCGGGCCUUGUCGGGCCUUGACUGGGAAAUGGCUGCUGCUUGUGUGGAGGGUCUGGGUGGCUGCUGCUUGGCUGCAGCAGCAGUGGCUGCAGCCUUGGAGGCCGCGGCAGCACAGGCUGCAGCGCCGGCAGCUGGAGCUGCUUCUGCAGCAGCAGCAACAGUAGCAGCAGCAGCGACGGAGGAACUGGGAGUUGAAGUUGUCGUCGUGGGAAACCUCCCCUGGCUCCAGAAAAAAGCUGCAGCAGCAGUUUCAGAUAAGGACGGGCUGCUGCUGCCCGCCGCCCGCAGCAGCAGAGCAGCUAGUGGGCUCCCGCAGCGCCGCAAGCGAAGGCUCGGUGCUGCAGCUGAAUUGGCUUUGUUGCUGCAGCUGCAGCAACUUGGUGUUCCCUGUGUGCGUCUCGAGUGGCUCUUUGAUGCUUACCGCUUCGGGCGGGCGCCGCCGUGCGAGCUUUACCCUGUGCCUCUGCAGCAAGUUGCUGCGCCCCCAGCAGCAGCAGCUGCUGCUGCAGCGCGGAGGCAGCAAGUGCUGCACGGCGUGCAAGUCCUCGUGUCCGACUGCCAAGUGGCGCGAGACCCGAACUUGCUGCAGCUCAUUGAAGAAUUGGGAUGUACAGAUUUCACAACUAUCCCUUCUCUCUUGGGCAUUUGCCCGUGGCUUUUUAACUGCCCCGCAACCCGAGAACUCGCUGCAGCACUUUGUGGCUGCAGCAAACGGGUGCAGCUUGUCAGUUCUGCGCUAAGUCGAGCUCAAGACGCAAAGAAAAGGAAUGUGUUAGGCUUUCCGUCAGUGCUGUUUGUGGUCAAGCGAGAAGACUUGUCGGGGCUUCUCGACUUGGCUGCUGUUGCUGCAGAAGCCCUUGAAGGGAUGGCUCUAAGUCAGCAGCAACGAAGAGAUACUGGGAAGGCCUCCAGCAGCCGGAGUUCGCGGCGGCAGCAGGCGCCGCCUUCGCAGCAGCAGCAGCAGCAGAGGAUAGCGAUGUUGCUGUCGGGCGCACAGCAGCGAGUUCUGCAGCAGCUGCCGCCUGCGGCUGCCAAGGAGGCUCAGCAGCUCUGGGAAGAAGCAGCAAAAGCUGCAUUCAACUUAGCAGCAGCUGAUGGGGCCGCUCUCUCGACUCCGCGGAAUCCUGCAGCACUUGCUGAAAGCUGGCCGCUGGCUGUGGCCCCGGAGUGGAUCUCGAGCUGCUGGGCUGAGGCUCGUCGCGUUCCUGCAGAUUCAGCUCAUGGACUUGUGGAGGUGCCCGACUUCUGGGCCGACGCCCUUUCUUCGGACUCCGCUGUGGAAGACGCAGCACUUCUGGCGGCGCUUCAAGACUGCGGGGGGUUGGUAGUUUACGGAGAUCUGCCUGUUACAGCAGACGCCAAAGAGGCUAGGCUUAGGCGAGCGUUGGGAGCUCUUGAACACGCGUUGUUUGUCUCGUGGGACCUUCAGCAGCAGAAGCUUGCGGAGCGUGGCCCCUGA
Messenger RNA from Eimeria tenella, 2265 nucleotides. RefSeq lists its product as uncharacterized. The transcript is spliced from 7 exons. Lineage: Eukaryota; Apicomplexa; Conoidasida; Eucoccidiorida; Eimeriidae. The record is from RefSeq and is a predicted model, not a curated record. Bases 1 to 2265 code for a protein of 754 amino acids.